AUGGCUUCCUCAGGCAUGCUCACAAAGUUCGAGUCCAAGUCCUCGAGGGCAAAGGGCAUUGCCUUCCACCCCAAGAGGCCAUGGAUUCUUGUUUCCCUCCACUCCUCCACCAUCCAGCUAUGGGAUUACCGCAUGGGAACUCUGAUCGAUCGAUUCGAAGAACACGACGGCCCCGUUCGCGGCAUCGACUUCCACAAGACCCAACCUCUGUUCGUCUCGGGAGGCGACGACUACAAGAUCAAGGUCUGGUCAUACCAAACGAGGAGAUGCUUGUUCACACUCAACGGCCAUCUCGACUACGUUCGAACUGUCUUCUUCCACCACGAGCUUCCCUGGAUCAUCUCCAGCUCCGACGACCAGACCAUCCGGAUAUGGAACUGGCAGAACCGUUCCCUCAUCUGCACCAUGACUGGCCAUAACCACUAUGUCAUGUGCGCCCAGUUCCACCCCAAAGACGACCUCGUCGUCUCCGCUUCCCUCGAUCAGUCCGUAAGAGUAUGGGAUAUCUCAGGUCUGCGAAAGAAGCACUCGGCCCCUACCUCCAUGUCUUUUGAGGACCAGGUCGCCCGCAACAACCAGCAACAGACUGAUAUGUUCGGCAAUACCGAUGCCAUGGUCAAGUUCGUUCUCGAGGGCCACGAUCGCGGUGUCAACUGGGUUGCCUUCCACCCUACCGCACCCCACAUUGUCUCCGCCGGCGACGAUCGUCUCGUGAAGCUCUGGCGCUUCAGCGAAACCAAGGCAUGGGAGGUCGACACUUGCCGCGGACACUUCCAGAACGCAUCUGGCUGUCUGUUCCACCCCCACCAGGACCUCAUCCUAUCUUGCGGUGAGGAUAAAACGAUCCGAGUUUGGGACUCACAAAAGCGAACCGCCGUCCAGUCUUUUAAGAGAGAGAACGACCGUUUUUGGGUUAUCGCCGCCCAUCCCGAGAUCAACCUGUUCGCUGCUGGCCACGACAAUGGUGUCAUGGUCUUCAAGCUGGAAAGGGAAAGACCUGCUUCGACUGUUCACCAGAACAACUUGUUCUACAUCACCAAGGAGAAGCACGUCCGUUCGUACGACUUCCAGAAGAACGCAGAAAGCCCGACACUGCUUUCGCUGAAGAGACUUGGAAGCGCCUGGGUACCGCCUCGUACACUUUCGUACAACCCUGCCGAGCGAUCUGUUCUGGUCACGUCGCCGUCUGACGGGGGCUCUUAUGAGCUAAUCAACUUGCCACGCGAUGGAUCCGGUGCCCUGGAAGCUACUGAUUCCAAGCGCGGACAGGGUAACUCGGCCAUUUUCGUCGCACGUAACCGGUUCGCCGUUCUCAACACUGCUGCCCAAACCGUUGACAUCAAGGACCUGUCGAACAACACUGCACGAUCGUUCAAGCCUCCUGUUGGUACAACCGACAUCUACUUUGGCGGAACCGGCCAUCUCCUCAUCAUCACCCCUACCGCUGUCCACCUCUACGAUAUUCAGCAGAAGAAGAGCAUUGCCGACCUGUCUGUUAAUGGCGUCAAGUAUGUUGUCUGGUCAAACGAUGGUCUCCAUGCCGCACUUCUGAGCAAGCACAAUGUCACCAUUAUCACCAAGACCCUGGAGCAGGUCAGCACUCUUCACGAGACAAUCAGAAUCAAGAGCGCAACCUGGGACGACGCCGGAGUUCUUCUUUACUCUACUCUCAACCACAUCAAGUACACCUUGAUGAAUGGCGACAACGGUAUCGUCCGAACUCUGGAUCAGACCGUCUAUCUUGUCAGGGUGAAGGGCAGAAGUGUCUACUGCUUGGACCGUGCUGCCAAGCCCCGUGUCAUCAAUAUCGAUCCCACCGAAUACCGCUUCAAGCUGUCCCUGGUCAAGCGCAACUACGAGGAAAUGCUUCACAUCAUUAAGACGUCCAGCUUGGUUGGUCAGUCCAUCAUCUCAUAUCUGCAGAAGAAGGGUUACCCUGAAAUUGCCCUGCAAUUUGUACAAGAUUCUGCCACUCGGUUUGAGCUGGCUAUCGAAUGUGGCAACCUUGACGUUGCUGUUGAGACUGCCAAGGAGCUUGACCGUCCUGCGCUAUGGAAGAGACUUGGAGACGAGGCUUUGGCACACGGUAACCAUCAAGUCGUUGAGAUGGCUUAUCAAAAGCAGAAACAAUUCGAAAAGCUCUCCUUCCUUUACUUGUCCACCGGUGACCACAGCAAGCUCGCAAGGAUGGCCAAGAUUGCAGAACACCGUGGAGAUUUCACUGCUCGUUUCCAGAACGCCCUCUACCUUGGCGAGGUAGAAGAUAGGAUACAGAUGUUCAAGGAGAUCGAUUUGUAUCCUCUUGCGUACGCCACCGCGAAGGCUCACGGUCUCGAAGAGGAGGCUCAGUCCAUCCUGGAGGCUACUGGCAUUACAGAGGACCAACUGACUCUGCCGUCCUUCGGAGAGCCGCUCAAGCAACCUCAGCCUGUAGUACCAACAUACAAGGCAAACUGGCCGACCAAGGCCAGCUCUCAGUCGGUCUUUGAGAAGGCUCUUACUGGACAAUUGGAAGGUCUCACAUUAGACGACGAGCCUGCGGCGGCUACAGAUGGCUUUGGUGAACUGGGCGAGGAUGACAUGGCUGCCAAGAAGAAUGGUACUCUUGAAGCUGACGAUGAUGAGGAUGCUGCUGGUUGGGACAUGGGUGAUGACAUUGUCCCAGAAGCUGACAGUGAUUUUGUCAACGUCGAAAGUGCCGAUGCCGGUGGCGCUGGUAGCAGCGAGGCGGAUCUAUGGGCCCGUAACUCGCCUUUGGCAGCUGAUCAUGCAGCUUCUGGCUCUUUUGAAUCCGCCAUGAACCUUCUCAACCGGCAAGUGGGUGCUGUCAACUUUGGCCCUCUCGAGCCUCGCUUUACGGAAAUUUACGAAUCCACAAAGAGCAGCUUACCAGCUUCAGCCGGUCUUCCGCCACUGGUCAACUACAUUCGUCGUACGCUCGAUGAGACAGAUCUCAGAAAAGUUCUUCCUAUCAUCCCCCGAGACCUGGAGUACCUUGCAAGCAACGAUUUGCAGAAGGGAUAUGAUGCCAUGAAGGGAAACAAGCUCGAAGACGGUGUUAGGAUCUUCAAGGGUAUCUUACACGCGCUGCUUGUCAACGCCGUAUCUGCGGAAGGCGAAGUUGCCGAAGCAAAGAAGCUCAUUUCGUCGGCUGCGGAAUAUGCACUGGCCAUGACAAUUGAGCUCAAGCGCCGCGGGCUCGGUAGUCCCGAUGCUGUAAACUCUAACCCCGAUCUGCAAAAGCGGAGCUUAGAGUUAUCGGCAUACUUCACAAUACCCAAGAUUGAGGUGCCGCAUAGGCAGCUCGCCCUACUCAAUGCCAUGAACUUGGCAAGCAGGAGCAGGAACUACAGCACCGCAUUGAGCUUCGCAAACAGAAUGCUGGCAAAUGGCGGAGCGCCAAGAUUGCUUGAAAACGCCAAAAAGGUCAAGGCUCAAGCUGAGCGAAACCCUCAUGAUGCGGUUGAGAUCGAAUAUGACCAAUUUGCUGAGUUCGAUGUUUGUGCUGCAUCAUAUACCCCUAUCUACAGUGGUACACCUUACGAAGAAUGCGCCUUUGAUGGUGCCAAGUAUCACACGAAGUACAAGGGCACAGUAUGCACGGUGUGCGAGGUAUGCGAGGUUGGCAAGCACGGCAGUGGUUUGAAACUCUUUGCGUAG
This is a messenger RNA of Truncatella angustata, 3660 nucleotides long. RefSeq names its product coatomer WD associated region-domain-containing protein. Gene Ontology annotation, cellular component: COPI vesicle coat. Gene Ontology annotation, molecular function: structural molecule activity; protein binding. Gene Ontology annotation, biological process: intracellular protein transport; retrograde vesicle-mediated transport, Golgi to endoplasmic reticulum; endoplasmic reticulum to Golgi vesicle-mediated transport. Bases 1 to 3660 code for a protein of 1219 amino acids. Lineage: Eukaryota; Fungi; Ascomycota; Sordariomycetes; Amphisphaeriales; Sporocadaceae. The record is from RefSeq and is a predicted model, not a curated record. The transcript is spliced from 5 exons.